GAUCUCUAUGCCUUAAUCAGAUGAAAACUAAAUUCUGCUUUAAUUCUAAUGAAAAUAGUAUUCCCCCAUCUCUGUAGACCAUUCAAUAAUCCCUCAGAUUUUACAUUCAUUUACCUCUGCUACUUUUACAAGUUCCAAAAAUGAUUAGAGUAUCAAGUCCCCUUCAACUACUUGUACAUUAUUCAUGUAAUAAUCCCAGUCCAACUAUUAGCUGAUUUUUCAUUCUAUCUUGAUCUUACAUAGAUCUGUGUUGUUUUUUUGGUUAGUUACUGAUCUCAAAUUGUCGAUCUUAGAAUGGUGUAUGAUAUUAGCAGAGAUAUCUUAACAUUGGAUUAGGAAUCAAUCAGACAUUGGUAUAAAAUAUAUAUUGCCAUUUUUGUUUACAUAUAUGAUUAUAGGGUAUUACUCCUUAUUAGAUCAUAGUGCUAGCUAGAUCGAUCAUUUACAAAUUAAAUAGCCUCAAAAAAUGAAGCAUGAAACACAUCAAAAUCAGAUUAUCUCAGCAAAACUAUUCAAUUCUCAAAGGUAUAUCCAUAGCUUUAUUGUCUAUUUCCUUUUCUUUGGCUCUGGACUGGUUAUAGGAAUAUCCUUAAGCUUCUAUCUCAAAGAUGUUCCAAUGACAUUAAAGAAAAAAUUAUUUGACGUCGAACCAUCUCCCCCUCUUAUAGUAACACCAAAAUCACAUCCUCCGCCAUCUCCUCCAUUAAAUUUGGCUAUGCAUCAGCAGCAACGCGCAGUGCAUAAUAAUAAUGAUCGUCGCGGCGUCGACACCAAUAAGAGGAAAAGGGGUGCUUCUGGUAGAAUAGGACUAACAGAUUAUAUUAAGCCUCCAGAAGCCAUGCAUGACAUGAAGGAUGAAGAGUUAAUAUGGAGAGCUUCAAUGGUUCCCAAAGUUAGGAAAUUCCCAUACAAUCGUACCCCAAAGGUUGCAUUUAUGUUUCUUGCCAGAGGAAGUUUGCCAUUGGCUCCUCUUUGGGAACGAUUCUUUAAAGGACAUGAAGGGCGUUACUCAAUUUACAUUCAUUCCCAACCAUCUUUCAGAGGGGAUGCACCUGAAGAAGGACCAAUUUUUCAUGGCCGAAGAGUACCAAGUAAGAGAGUAGAUUGGGGAGAAUUCAGCAUGGUUGACGCAGAACGGAGGCUACUAGCCAAUGCGUUACUUGACAUGUCAAAUGAGCGUUUUGUGCUUCUUUCAGAGGCUUGUAUCCCCUUAUAUAAUUUCACAACAAUCUACACCUACAUCAUGAACUCCACAAAAACCUUUGUGGAAUCCUAUGAUGAAUGGGGCCCCGUUGGACGGGGCCGCUACAAUAGCCAAAUGACACCAUGGGUGACAAUUGAGCAAUGGAGAAAAGGGUCCCAGUGGUUUGAGCUCGAUCGGGAGAUCGCCGUCGACGUGAUCACCGACCAGAAGUAUUUCAAUUUGUUCAAAGAAUUUUGCAGGCCAGCAUGCUACUCCGAUGAGCAUUACUUACCAACUUUUGUCACCAUGAGGUAUUGGUGGAAAAAUGGUAACAGGACGUUGACUUGGGUUGACUGGACAAAAGGUGGACCCCAUCCUACAAAGUUUGCUAGGACUGAGGUGACUAAAGAGUUGUUACACCGGAUGAGAAGUGGAAUUCAGUGUGAAUAUAAUGGUGAGCCAACAAGUAUGUGCUACCUUUUUGCAAGAAAGUUCUUGCCUAGCACAUUGGAUAGGCUUUUGAAAUUUGCUCCUAAGCUCAUGAUGUUCGGUUGAUUCUGUAUUUUAUCACAUCCAUAUGUUCGGACUUGUGCCUAAACGAAGGGUCAAAUGAUUGCACAGCGAAUUUUGACCUUUCGUUUGAUUUAUUUCUCAAAAAUUAAUUUAGACAGACGCACAAUUUUUCA
Molecule: messenger RNA, 1869 nt
Organism: Capsicum annuum
Lineage: Eukaryota; Viridiplantae; Streptophyta; Magnoliopsida; Solanales; Solanaceae
Product: glycosyltransferase BC10
Exons: 2
Coding region: 467-1738 (423 amino acids)
Cellular component (GO): membrane
Molecular function (GO): glycosyltransferase activity
Source: RefSeq, a predicted model, not a curated record